AUGACCAUGCCCAAGUUUAAGGGCGCUCUUAUGUGGACUGUCCUGCUAUCCGCUAUCCAGAACGUUGCAAGUACACCGGAGCAACGGCUCUUGGGCGAGUUUCGCCGUUUCACUCUCAACGAUAUCGUUCCCUCACACGACCCAGUGUCGGGUCAGGUCAAAUGUUGUCCCGAAGGUACGAGUUUUGAUGGACACAGCUGUGCUCUCGGCAUCCCGCAGUGUCACGAAGGCACUGUUCGGCGUGACGAUUACUGUCUCUCGCUGCAAGAUCCCAUGUGCCACGGCGAAAGCCAUUGGAAUGGCAACACAUGCGUUACCAAUCAUGAACCAUUCUGUCCCGACCCGUAUGUCUUGAACCGGGCAGUAUGCGUUAGCGCUCAAGGGCCGCGCUGUCCGACGGACUUCCAACCCAGCGGCAGUGUUUGCGUGUCUGAUCUAACGCCUUCGUGCUUGGAUGAUGGCUAUUUCAAUGGUCAGACUUGUAUCCAUUCUGAAAGCCCGCAGUGUCCCCCAGGUGCAGUUCUAUCUCACUCGGUGUGUAUCAGCGAGGAGGACCCCUACUGCGCCAAACUCACGACGUUUGAUAAGACCGUUCACAAGUGCGUCUCCAUUGCGGGCCUGACAUGCCCCCCUGGUACUAUCUGCAAAGGGCGGCGCUGCAUCUCCGAGGAGGAACCGUCCUGCCCUGAGGAAACGGUCCUAAACAAAACGACCGGUCGUUGUAUCUCUUCAAGUCCUGCUCUUUGUACUGAUGGCAGCCGGCCGGUCAAUAACUUCUGCACUACAAGUGAAGACGCCACAUGCUCUGAUGGGAGCCAACUGGCUGUUGACCGGCUCUCGGGUAACGCCUUCUGCUGCCCUCCCAACAUGGGCUGGGAUAGUCAAAUGUGUUUCCUGGAGCCAGACAAUGGGCAGUGUCCUGAAGGAACCAUUUUGGAGAAUGGUCGCUGCAAGAGACCGGGUACGAGGGAGCCUGAGUGUUCGCCUGGCCUGUCAUUUGAGGACCAUCGCUGUGUCCACCGGGUGCCUGUUCCAUGCCCACCAGGCUUUGCUCCAGAGGGCAACGUCUGUGUGUGGCGCGAGGAUCCGAAAUGCGACGCCUUCCUGGACUUGAUCGACGGCGAGUGUGUGGCCACAGAGCAUGUGGAAUGCCCAGUAGGAACAGUCAUGGAGAGCGGAAUGUGUAUCAGCAGCGAAACCCCUGGCUGUCCACCUGGGUCAACAUGGGAUGGAUUCAAUUGUGUCGUCGAUGAACACGUGGAAUGUCCUGAGAACUCGACUUGGGAUGGAUCACAGUGUGUGACGGGUGUGAACCCCAAGUGUCCCCCUCACACCGCCUUUGACGGUCACCAGUGCAUCUUUGACAUGGAAUUUCCCGUAUGCCCUGAAGGCAGUCGACUAAGUGAAGGCAGGUGCGUCACUGACAUCCCUGUUGAGUGUCCAAAUGGAGCUACGUUCAACGGCGAAGAUUGUGUCAGUGGGGACAUCCCCACAUGCCCAGACAACACCCAGCUUGUCAGCAACCACUGCAUCUCGAAUGACAAUCCUCUCUGUCCUCCUGGCUACGUGUGGAGAGCGGGCAAUUGUGUUACAACCGAGACUAAUCCCUGCCCUCCUGGCUACACCGUGAGUGGUAGCGAGUGUGUUUCGGAAGUUGACCCAGAAUGCCCAGAGGGCUCAACCCGGAAGGGGGAUGCAUGUGUUGGCGACAAGCCACGAUGCCCAGAGGCCACUGUUUUUAUCGACGACCGCUGUGUUUCGACGGAGAAUCCUACCUGUCCUCCUGGUUUCAACUACCAAAACAGGCGCUGCGUUUAUAACCAGGACCCCGAAUGUCCAGAUGGAUGGACUUUCAGCCUGGUUGACCAUCGCUGUAUCAAUGCACCUCGUUGUCCCCCUGGCCAGAUUGCCGAAAACGGCCAGUGUAUCCUGGCGACCAACUGUCUCAGCUACGAGUUCUGUCCUGUCCCGUCAGUUGGUCUCCAUUCUCAUGCUCAUGUCGAUGGACUCUAG
This is a messenger RNA of Pseudogymnoascus destructans, 2013 nucleotides long. RefSeq lists its product as uncharacterized. The transcript has a single exon. Lineage: Eukaryota; Fungi; Ascomycota; Leotiomycetes; Thelebolales; Thelebolaceae. The record is from RefSeq and is a predicted model, not a curated record. Bases 1 to 2013 code for a protein of 670 amino acids.